AACACAUAGACACGCCCAAUCGGGAAGUCUCCGGAAGUUAGUUAGCUAUAUCAUUUAGCUCCAAACAAUAUAAUACACUUAUACAUAUUUAUUGUCAAGGAUGGACAAGCUUCGUAGUAUGAUAGGGGGACGAGAAGACAACGAGGAAGCAGGGCUCACGGCGCAGGUUCUGGAUGCCUCGACGCUCAGCUACAGCACCCGGGUGAAGUGGUUCGUCAUAUGCUUCGCGUCAGGCAUCCUGUGCUCCAUACUGGGCACUGCACUGCUGUUCUUACCCAAUGGCACCAAGCUGUUUGCUGUGUUCUACACACUAGGUAACCUUGCUGCACUCUCCAGCACCUGUUUCCUGAUGGGACCUCUGAAGCAGCUGAAGAGAAUGUUUGAGCCCACCAGACUGAUAGCCACCUGUGUUAUGCUGCUAUGUCUCAUUUUGACACUUUGUGCAGUUUUCUGGUGGGGAAAGAAGGGGUUGGCCAUCAUCUUCUGCAUUCUACAGUUCUUGGCUAUGACAUGGUACAGCAUCUCUUACAUUCCAUUUGCCAGGGACGCCGUGAUGAAGGUCUUCACCAGCUGUCUGAGUUAGGAGAACAGACGUGGGUUCAAACACUAUUCGAGAUCAGUUUAGCUGGGCUUGAUUGAGCAUGCCUGGCGUGACGGAACCAAUAGAAAAUUGCAUAACUGCAAACCCCACCCACUUAACACUCCAGGAAAGCUAGAGCAAUUUGUCUAGGUAUUUGAAAGAUUUCGAAUUGUAUUUAAACCCAGGUCUAAUGUUUCCAGGCUGUCCGCGUUUUCAUGUGAAGACAAGUAAUGCAGAGUGGAUAUAUGUAAAAUAUGUUUUUCCUUUUUAUUUUCUAAUAUAUAUUUUCAUUGCUGUUUCAUACUAUGAAUCAUUAAUAUUUCCAAUAAUUGUAUAAC
Messenger RNA from Oncorhynchus nerka (sockeye salmon), 918 nucleotides. RefSeq names its product vesicle transport protein SFT2A. Lineage: Eukaryota; Metazoa; Chordata; Actinopteri; Salmoniformes; Salmonidae. Gene Ontology annotation, biological process: vesicle-mediated transport. The record is from RefSeq and is a predicted model, not a curated record. Gene Ontology annotation, cellular component: membrane. Bases 101 to 583 code for a protein of 160 amino acids. The transcript has 8 exons.